AUGUUUUUAUAUAAUAAAAUUGCAAAAUUAGCUAUUCCAGUUGGAGUAGCUGUUAGUUUAGCUCAAAAUAGUAUUUAUGAUGGAGGCUUUAGAGCAGUAAUAUUUGAUCGUCUCAAAGGAGUGAGGGAUACAUCAAUUGGGGAAGGUACACAUUUUCGAAUACCCUGGUUACAAAAAGCAGUAUUAUAUGAUGUUCGUACCAAACCUCGAAAUAUUUCGACAACCACGGGAUCGAAAGACAUGCAAAUGGUUAGCUUAACUUUAAGGGUACUUCAUAGGCCUCAAAUUAAACAAUUAGCACAAAUUUAUCAAACUCUGGGACAAGAUUAUGAUGAAAGAGUUUUACCAUCUAUUGGUAAUGAAGUUUUAAAAUCCGUGGUGGCACAAUUUGAUGCGGGUGAAUUGAUUACUCAACAAGAUCUAGUGAAAAGGGCAGCAGAAUUUAAUAUCGAAUUAGAAGAUGUAUCGAUUACACACAUGACAUUUGGUAAAGAAUUCACGAACGCUGUUGAACAAAAACAAAUAGCCCAACAAGAAGCAGAACGAGCAAAAUUCAUUGUGGAAAAGGCUGAACAAGAAAAACAAGCAUCCGUUAUUAGAGCAGAAGGAGAAGCGGAAGCAGCCGAGAGAAUAUCCAGAGCACUUGAUAAAGCAGGAGAAGGAUUAGUACUAUUACGUCGUAUAGAAGCAUCUAAAGAGAUUGCGGGAACAUUGGCAAAUUCACGUAAUGUAACGUAUUUACCUGGCGGUGGCGGUAAUCAAAAUGGAUCAUUCACUUCAUCAAAUUUUUGA
Molecule: messenger RNA, 792 nt
Organism: Diversispora eburnea
Lineage: Eukaryota; Fungi; Glomeromycota; Glomeromycetes; Diversisporales; Diversisporaceae
Source: the annotation of a GenBank genome assembly